AUGGCGGCAGGUUGUCGGUCUGCGUUCCCCCAGAGAUGGACGCUGGCCAUCAUGGGUUUUGGGGCCAUGUUUUGGGUGUCUGCCAUGCGGGACCAGCUGGGCAUUGCCAUCGUCUGUAUGGUUAAGGGAGAGGGCGUUCUGACAUAUCCUUGGCACAACACCACAUCGUCUCCUUCCAAUUCAACUGUCUCCCAUGAAACGGAGGCUGUGUAUAAAGAGAGCGACGGCCUUCCCUGGAACAAGACGGAGCAGUCUCUCAUUCUCGCCAUGUUUUUCGCGGGGUUCUUCUCGAGCACGUUCCUGGGUAUCUGGUACUUGAAGCACGACGUCAUCAGGUACUAUGUGGGCGGCGGCCUGAUGCUCGCAGGCGUGGCGACCAUCAUCAUCCCGUACUGCCUGACGCUGGAGCACCGCCUCAUAUACGCCCUGAGGCUCAUCGCUGGCUUAGGCGGGGUAGGCGAUCUUGUUUCCAGGGAUCCAGAGUAUGUGGGCAAGUGGGCGCCCCGGAAUGAACUGGCCACGCUGACCACCAUCAGCGCCAGCGGUGCGGGAGGCCUCAUCUGGUUCGUUCUGUGGCAGUUGUUUACCGCCAACAACCCCGCCAGCGACCCCCGUAUCUCCCGUCGGGAGCGCGAAUACAUCGUGGCCAACAUCGACGUCUCAUACGAAGAGAAUGUUGCAAUCCCUUGGCGAGCAAUCCUGACGUCCAAGCCGGUGAUUGGUUGUCUGGUGAUCCACAUGGUUUCCGAUUGGGUGGACUACAGUUUAACCACAAGUGGCCCCACCUACAUGCAUGAAGUCCUGCAUCUCAACAUAUAUGAGAAUGGGUUGCUGUCGUCCGUCCCACACCUCGCGAGGGGAAUGGCCACGGUCCUGGUUGGUUUGCUGGCGGACUUGCUGGUCAAGCGGAAAAUCCUCUCUGUAUACUGGACUCGGGUCAUCUUCCAGACGCUGUCUAAUGUUGGUUCGGCCGUGUUCCUGGUGUGUCUGGGUUUCGUGUCGGCCGACCAGCGUGCCCUCGCCGUCUUCUUCUUCACUGCAGUCAUGUGCAUGCAGGCUUUCGCCGAGUCCGCCUAUCAAAUCAAUGAAGUUGAAAUAGCGCCAAAAUUCGCGGGGACCAUCACCAGUAUGGGAAACAGUCUCAGCGGAGUGGCGGGAGUGCUGGCGCCCAUCAUCACGGGUGCCAUGACGCCAAAUAAAACCCAGGAGGAAUGGAGGAACAGCUUCAUGGUGAUCGUGGGUCUUUGUGCGGUCAGUCUCGUCGUGUACCUGGCCUUCCUGAGGGUGACGGUCCAGCCCUGGGCCAAAGAAACAAAGAAGAAACCCACCGUUGCCCACGUUGUCAACUUCGGUACAGAGGCAGACGACUCGAAACAAGGACAAUAG
Messenger RNA from Haliotis rubra (blacklip abalone), 1386 nucleotides. Its product is annotated as sialin-like. The record is from RefSeq and is a predicted model, not a curated record. The transcript has 10 exons. Gene Ontology annotation, biological process: monoatomic anion transport; transmembrane transport. Gene Ontology annotation, cellular component: plasma membrane. NCBI's taxonomy places the organism in Eukaryota, Metazoa, Mollusca, Gastropoda, Lepetellida, Haliotidae. Bases 1 to 1386 code for a protein of 461 amino acids. Gene Ontology annotation, molecular function: transmembrane transporter activity.